Messenger RNA from Paralichthys olivaceus (Japanese flounder), 2511 nucleotides. It is a transcript of the gene faxcb, whose product is annotated as failed axon connections homolog, metaxin like GST domain containing b. The record is from RefSeq and is a predicted model, not a curated record. Gene Ontology annotation, cellular component: cytoplasm. NCBI's taxonomy places the organism in Eukaryota, Metazoa, Chordata, Actinopteri, Pleuronectiformes, Paralichthyidae.
AUGUACUGGGCUGCUGGCUUCGCCUCCUCCCGGCCGUGUGUGGUCGAACUCGGGCGGAACCACAGCCUGCCCCUCGGGCUGUGCGCCUCCGAGCAGCAGCACUCUUUGUAUGGCUAUAUCAUUGCCUUCCCUCUGCAGGACUACGGAGGCAUCAUGUCGGUGCUGGGCUCGGACUCCUGGUGGAAGAAGACCCUGUACAUCACCGGGGGGGCCCUGCUGGCCGCUGCUGCCUACCUACUGCACGAGCUGCUCGCCAUCAGGAAGGAGCAGGAGCUGGACUCUAAAGAUGCCAUCAUCCUUCAUCAGUUCUCCAGGCCAAAGAAUGGCGUGCCCAGCCUCUCACCCUUCUGCCUCAAAAUAGAGACGUACCUGCGUAUGGUGGAUCUGCCCUACCAGAACUACUUUGAUGGGAGGCUGUCGCCGCAGGGUAAGAUGCCCUGGAUCGAGUACAACCACAAGCAGGCGUCAGGGUCAGAGUUUAUCGUGGACUUCCUGGAGGAGAAGCUGGGCGUCAACCUCAACAGGAACCUCACCCCGCAGGAGAGAGCCGUGUCACGAGCCAUCACCAAGAUGGUUGAGGAGCACCUCUACUGGACGAUAGCUUACUGUCAGUGGGUGGACAACUUGGAGGAAACCCAGAAGCUUCUUUCUAUGAGCGGCCCUCUGAGCGACACGCUAAAGUGGCUGCUGAGCCACCUGAAUGGCAGCAUGGUGCGCAGAGAGAUGUACGGCCAUGGCAUUGGACGCUUCUCCAAGGAGGAGGUCUACACCCUGAUGGAGAAGGACAUGAGGACUCUGGCUACACUGCUGGGUGAUAAGAAAUACUUUAUGGGCUCUAAGAUGUCAACACUAGAUGCCACAGUGUUUGGACAUCUGGCGCAGGCUAUGUGGACUCUACCUGGGACACGACCCGAACAACUCAUUAAAGGGGAGCUGAUCAACCUGGCUAUGUUCUGUGAGCGGAUGCGGAGGAGAUUCUGGCCCGAGUGGUUUGUGGAAGUGGAGGAUCUUUAUUACGAUGGAGACAGUGAGAGCAGCAGUGGCGGUGGUGGCGGCUCCCCUACUGGCCUGCUGGACUUUGGCCUCUUCUCUAGGACUGACACUCUGGACGACAGCGAUGGCAGCAGCCACUCAGCCAGGCACACCCACUCCCACUCCCCCGACUCCGACCACUCGCUGUUUGACUCGGAUGUGGGCACGGGGUCUGACAAUGACAUUCAGCUUAAGGAGGAACGAAUGCCGGACCUGGAGGUUUGACCUGAGAAUGGCUGUGGUAGGCUGACGGAUUGAGACUGACAGAAGGCUGGAGCAAUCGGUUUUUGCUUUAUAAACCUGGUUGAAAGAGCCUGUCCAGAUUCAGCUCUCACAGCUGAAGAAACUCUUCCAGCUCCUCCACCUCUAAUACCCAACAUGUUACAACUCCCUGAUGGAAAAACUGGGUAUUUAUAUGCAGAGCGUAAGAACUGAACCUCAUUAUGCACAUGCUACUGUACUGUUUGUCCCCUCUCGUGACAUCCAAACUGUCCCCAUGGCAGUCUUCUUUUUGCCUUACUUGUCUUGUCCUAAGAUGCAGGAGCUGGUGUGAAAGGUUAACACAACAGGAAAACGUCUCAUGAAAAGUGCGGCAACGCAUAGACAAGAGAGCGUUGUAGACAGGACAGGUGGCACGUCACUUGCUAUAAAAUGAUGCAACUAAUCACCAUUCUGCCAUGUGUCGUUACGCACAACCCAUACAGACAGGUGGAGAUUGAUCAUGUGGCUAAAAGGAACAGCUGCUGCAUCUCCACUACGAACCAUCCAUGUGCUGAAGAGGAAACACAGGUGACACAGAGCUCCAGUCCGUGCCCCAGAUUCAUCGUCAUGUCGUCUCCUCGAUGCUUCAAGAAUCUGUAUCAACACAAUGAUGCGUCUCCAUCAGACCAUGAGAUCCACUUGUAGUUCUACUGAAAAUGAGUCCGGAGAAGGGAUGAGCGGAAUCCUGCCUGUUGAAUUUACUUGUUAUGAAAAUGAUUUAUUAAGUAUUUGUUGGCACGCUGGGAUCAGGUGAGCCUGGGGGUUGUUGGUUGUCAGUUUCACCAUCCUUUAGGUCCACAUUGAAGAGCUGACAUUUUUCUAUUUUACCACUAGAGGGUGGCAGCAGUCUACCUGAUAUCCCCUUCAUCCUGUAACAUCAAGGUCAUCCCCCUCUGAGGACCUGCAGUGGAUUCAACUCAGCAAAUGAUUUCUCCUUCAGGCCUAAACUUUAAUAUUGUGGUUCCUAUUCAAGUGUGUGUGUGUGACUGAGCACAGCAACAAAUCAGCCUUAGUGCUCAGUAUCAAGGGUGAAAUAAUCUUUGUUGGAAUAUAAUUUCGUUAUCAGUGCCACUUGAUAAUUAUCAUUAUUAUUAUUUUUCUUUCUAUAAGAACAUAUGUGUCAAAAUCUAUAUUUUUUUGUUAAUAUUUAUUUUCUUAUUUCUCUCAAAGAGAAUGUUAUUUUGCACUAGUGGAAGUUUAUUUUCACCUUAUUUCAGU